GGGCCGCGGGAGAGCUGGGGGUGGGCUCUCAGGGGACAGCAGGCUGCCCCCCAGAUCCGCAGCGCCGGCCGCCGGGAGCUCCGGGCUCCGGGCGCAGAGGCUGCGCUGUCACAUGGGCGGCGGCGACGGGGCCGCAUUUAAGCGGCCAGGGGACGGCGCCCGCCUGCAGCGUGUCCUCGGGCUCGGCUCCCGGCGGGCGCCCCGCUCCCUGCCCUCCGGGGGCCCCGUACCACCCCCGGCUGGCCAUGCGAGCGCGGGCCCCGCCGCGAUGAGCUCGCACAUCGCCAAGAGCGAGUCCAAGACGUCGCUGCUCAAGGCGGCGGCGGCCGCGAGCGGGGGCAGCCGGGCUCCCCGCCACGGCUCUGCACGGGACCCCGCGCUGCGUGGCCGCCGACUGACCGGUCCCUGCCCCAGCUCGCCGCCACCGUGCGGGGACCCCAGCUCGCGGAGGCCCCUGUGCCGGCCCGUGCCGCGCGACGAGGGCGCGCGCGGGAGCCGGCGUGGGCUGCCCCAGGCGCACUGCAGGCCCCGGGAGACGCUGCCGCCGGCCCGCGGGAGCGAUGGGGAGGAACGGGGGCUGGCGCCGGCGCUCGGUCUACGGGGCUCCCUGCGAUCGCGGGGUCGCGGGGACCCGGCUCCCACCGGCGCCCCCGAGGCGGACCCGUUCCUCCACCGACUGCACCCCAUGCUCAGCUCCGCCUUCGGCCAGAUGCGCCAGGAGGAGAAGACCAGCUACAAGGUGGUCCAGACAAGUGAGGAGGGACUGGCAGCCGGCGGCGAGCUCCCGGGACCACUCAUGAUGCUGGCCCAGAACUGCGCCGUUAUGCACAACCUGCUGGGUCCUGCCUGCAUUUUUCUUCGAAAGGGUUUUGCUGAGAACAGACAGCCUGACAGAUCUUUACGGCCAGAGGAGAUUGAAGAGCUUCGAGAGGCCUUCCGAGAAUUCGACAAGGACAAGGACGGCUAUAUCAACUGCCGGGACCUGGGGAACUGCAUGCGUACCAUGGGCUAUAUGCCCACUGAGAUGGAACUCAUUGAGCUGUCCCAGCAGAUCAACAUGAACCUGGGCGGCCAUGUGGACUUCGAUGACUUUGUGGAACUAAUGGGACCUAAACUCUUGGCAGAGACAGCAGAUAUGAUUGGUGUAAAGGAACUGAGAGAUGCCUUUCGGGAGUUCGACACCAAUGGCGAUGGGGAGAUAAGCACCAGUGAGCUGCGAGAGGCCAUGAGGAAGCUGCUGGGUCAUCAGGUGGGACACCGAGACAUCGAGGAGAUUAUCCGUGAUGUGGACCUCAAUGGAGAUGGACGAGUGGACUUUGAAGAGUUCGUCCGGAUGAUGUCCCGCUGAGGCCUCCAGGGCUUCUCUAGGACUGCCAACUCCCACUUGAGGGGGAGAAAAGAGCCGAGCUCGCCUCGCUCGCUCCGCAGUAGAUGCCCAGAGCCCAGGAUGUACUGGCGGAUGGGGCCUGCCUGCACCCCGGGGAGGUGCCCACCCCGGAUCCCUACCCCUCCGCACUGUGAAAGACUCACAACUCCUGCAACUGGAAAGGGGCGCCCACCAGCGAGGAGGCCACAGUGCCAAGCCGCUAGAGGACAUGCAAGGCGCCAAAUGCCAUGUGCCCAGUCGCUGCUGACUGGCUGGGUGGGCCAGGAAGCCCGCCAGCAGACCCCACACAGCAUGUCUGCCCCGGGGCAGAGCCUUUCAGCGCCCUCCUGAGCUCUAUGCCCGUCCCAGCUCGCCUAGCCCUUUGAUCUCAGAACCAAUAAAAAACGAGA
Messenger RNA from Chionomys nivalis (European snow vole), 1776 nucleotides. RefSeq names its product calcium binding protein 1 (gene Cabp1). Lineage: Eukaryota; Metazoa; Chordata; Mammalia; Rodentia; Cricetidae. Bases 113 to 1348 code for a protein of 411 amino acids. The transcript has 7 exons. Gene Ontology annotation, molecular function: calcium ion binding. The record is from RefSeq and is a predicted model, not a curated record.